This is a messenger RNA of Dendronephthya gigantea, 561 nucleotides long. RefSeq lists its product as uncharacterized. The transcript has 5 exons. Lineage: Eukaryota; Metazoa; Cnidaria; Anthozoa; Malacalcyonacea; Nephtheidae. The record is from RefSeq and is a predicted model, not a curated record. Bases 1 to 561 code for a protein of 186 amino acids.
AUGGCAGCUGCAGGAUUGACAAUACCUGUCAUUUCUGAUCAGCACAAAGGGAUUGUCAAGUAUAUAAGAGAUACACACCCUGUGAUCAAGCAUUUUUUUGACCAAUGGCAUGUUGCCAAAGGUCUUGUUAAAUCAAAGAUUGGAGGAAAGAGCCUGAUUCUUGCAAAGUGGAAGUCCUUAAUUCAGCACAUAGCAAACAAGCAUGAGGACCACCCCGACCGUCUUUUUCCAAAAUGUGCUCAUGGUGAGACUGAAAAGAGAAAAUGGAUCAAAGUUGGUACAAAAGCAUAUGACAAACUGCAGGGCAUUCUUAUGAAGAAAAUCGUGUUAAAUGACAUAGAGCAAUUGUACCCAAAUGCACAGACCAGUGCUCUUGAAGGGUUCCGUUCUACCUUAAUCCAAUGGCACCCAAGAAUGCUUUGUUUUUCAUGGUUUGGAACAUAUUGUAGACAUAUUCUGGCAAGCUUAAAUUUGAAUGAGAAUAUUAAUCGGAAAAGUCAAACAUCAAAGAGCGAGCAACAUGUAAAAGGAAACUUGAAGAGGUUGAUGCUGCAAGGCUAG